Bombus terrestris (buff-tailed bumblebee) is the source of this 2813-nucleotide messenger RNA. Its product is annotated as odorant receptor 83a. The record is from RefSeq and is a predicted model, not a curated record. Gene Ontology annotation, biological process: detection of chemical stimulus involved in sensory perception of smell; sensory perception of smell. Gene Ontology annotation, molecular function: odorant binding; olfactory receptor activity. The transcript is spliced from 6 exons. Gene Ontology annotation, cellular component: plasma membrane. The coding region runs from base 1519 to 2751 and encodes 410 amino acids. Lineage: Eukaryota; Metazoa; Arthropoda; Insecta; Hymenoptera; Apidae.
GUAGAAGAUCAUAGAAAAUGACGACAUAUUAAAAUUUGUUUGUUUGUGAAGUCAUGAUGAAAUAUUUACGUAUAUGUAAUAUAUGUAUUAUAUUUAUUCGUAUUUAACUACACGAAGCUAUAUAAACAUCAUAUUACACAGACAUCAUCUUUUAUGUCUACGUACAAUCAACAACCAUAGCUUUUUAUAUGUGGAGAAACAUUGCCCAAUACCAUAAUCGUUCCUGCUAAGUAGAGACGCCACUUUAUAAUAAAACAUGCCAAUCCUCUUAAUUCGAUAUCCGGAUACAGUGGUUCAGAUUAACGAAGGCGAAGGUUGAGAACUUGGUUUUCCAGAUGUACGUUCUUAACAAAUUCGAUACUAAACAGAUGUAUACAAGUUAUGCACUGCCUUCUGUUUGAUGCUUUAUGAAUGAAAGAACAAGCUAAGGAACUCUUUCCGGCGGUCACGCGAUGGUUUUUAUAUCGAUCUGCAUUCUGUGUUUUGGGACAGUAGCUAGCAACAGAAGUAAGAUUUUGCUGGUGUUGCGAAACACUAUUUAACACAAAGCUUUGAUACUAAGUUACAAAAUGUAUCGGUGCUGGUACUACGGUAUAAGAUGUUUUUGAGUCAAUGAUCCUUCCGGACCGUACAUAAGAGUAGAGAUAAUUUUGUAAAAUAUCUGACAAACAAUAUUAUUGUGUUAAAAUGACACAAUUAGCAGACAUUUUUAAUUAUUUGCAUAGCAACCAUAUAAGUAUCCAAAGAAACAAUGAAAAUAUUUUAACAUCCAAUAACACAUAGUCAGCAUUUCAGAAACAAGUAACUCUGUGGAAAAAUCACAUAUUACAAAAACGAAGAGGAAUGUUGGAUUUUUGCCCACAAGAAAUACCAAACUAUCUUCACAAGGACAUUAAACAUGCUAUUACAGUUUUUACCAUCAUAUUUUUGUGAUCCAAGUUUCUCAACAAUAGCUAACAUAAAAAUUGAAAACAUUAUUAACAUAAAAGAAGAAAUAAGGAAAGAAAUAUCAUAUAUUAGAUCUAACAUUACUGAAAUCCACGAAAACCGACGAGCUCAGGUAUGGAAUCAAGAUUAAUUUAAAGGAGUUUUACGAAAGAAAACAAUUCAAAUAACUCUUUUUUCAUAAAUACAAUAUGUUUUAAAUUAUUUCUUUUUUCAGUAUUAUGUAACAUGUAAUACCUACAUGAUUCUUAAUGAAAGAUAUGUGCAUGCUUACUUUUAUUAUCAGUUUCGUGGCAUCAGGGAUUUCAAUGUUUCACAAAUGUCUCAUAAUCAAAUAUGUUCCGUAACUUCGAAAGGUUCAAGCCUCUGAUCUAGACAGAAAGUUAGAUUCUAUACCCGUUACCAGUUAGUUAUUCACUAUAAUUACAGACGUUCGCUACAUUGAUGAGUAAUAAUCGAUUUUGAAUUGCUGCGUGAAAUGCAUGCACGCGAUAUCCCGAGCGCAAACUCAUCGCCCUUACAAUCGAUGCACCUGAACUGUCGUAAACAGUCGCUUUCGGUCUACCCGCAAAUAUGCAUCUCCCCGUUCGACGUCAGACAGUUCCACCGCAAAACACAAACUACGAAGAAGAUAUCAUUUACGUGACGAAACACAACAAAUGGGUUCUGAAUUCCAUCGGGAUGUGGCCGGCUGUGGUAGAAGGCAUCGACAAAUUUUUACCAAAAAUCGUAAUCGGAUUCAGUAAUUUGGUGUCGCUUUUUACGGUAGUGCAGUGUAUACUACACAUUAUAUUAGAGGAAAAAGAUGCUUUAUUACGACUCAGGCUCUUGGGAUUAGCUUGCUUUGCUUCAAUCAACCUGUUGAAGUAUUGGGCUGUUAUAGUGCGCAAACCGAACAUCGAAUACUGUAUCAAACAGGUGCAGACAGAUUGGAAACAGGUAGAGUUUCAAAAAAAUCGCAUGCUGAUGCUAAGAUACGGAAAGAUCGGCAGAGAUUUGACCAUAUAUAGUGCCAUGUUCAUGUAUAGUGCUGGCAUGUGCUACAUUACGAUCAUGCAGUAUGCAAUGGCAAUGAGCCUGAAGGCAAAUAAUCGUACAAUCAGAGUGUUAGUGUACCCUACGUAUAGUGGAUUUUUCGAUGCUCAAAAAAGCCCCAUUUACGAAAUCGUGUACGUUCUCCAAUGUAUGUGCACGUUUGUGUUCAACUCUGUGACAGUUGGGUGUUGUGGAUUAGCCGCACUUUUUGCAACACAUGCCUGUGGACAGAUUGAUGUCGUCAUAUCUCAAUUAAAUGAUCUGGUUGAAGGAAAAUUCGCCAAGAAAAAUUCUGAUCCGAACACUCGACUGAUGGAAAUCGUAAAACAUCACAUAAGAAUUUUAAAAUUUUCUGCGGUGAUUGAGACGGUUCUGCAGGAGGUGUGUUUUUUCGAAUUCGUUGGUUCCACGUUUGUAAUAUGCUUGCUCGAAUACUAUUGUAUAACGGAUUGGCAACAGAAUAAUAAAAUUGGUUUGGCAACAUACUCGAUGCUACUAGUAUCCUUGACGUUCAACAUGUUCUUGUUAUGCUACAUUGGCAAUCUUCUAAUAGAAAAGAGUACCAGCGUCGGAAUAUCCUGCUAUAUGAUUGACUGGUAUCGCUUACCAGUCAAGACAGUUCAAGAUCUCAUCUUAAUCAUUGCCAUGUCGAAUAGUCCGGCGAAAAUUAGCGCCGGUAGGAUAUUUCUUUUAUCCUUACCCACUUUCGGAAAUGUUCUAAAAACAUCAUUCGCGUACUUAAAUUUCGUCCGGAAUACCAUUAUGUACUAAUUUCACAAUUAUUCUGUUAUUUUCUUGUAUUCAGUUGUAAAAUAGUGAAUAAAGAAAUAUAC